GGGCGGAGCCGGUCCUCCCCCCGCACUCAGCUCUGCAGCACGCGGCUGUUGUGUGAACUUUCCCCGACCACAACAUCUGUACUUAUUACCGUGUACACAUCUGGACACCCCCGCCAUGGACCGGGCCACCGCAGCAGGACAGAAGCGACGCUUUAAUCCUAAAUCCAUGACGGAAGAGCUACAUAGAAUAUUCACUGAAGACGGGGCUUCAGAGAAUGAAGAUUUUGAAGGCUUCUCACAGAAAGAUAUGGAGGAUCAGGAUGUGAGUGAUGAUGAUCACAGAGAAGACGUGCUCUCAGACAGUGCAGAGGAAUCCCUACCGCUUAAAAAGAGAAAGUUUGGGCUGCGCAUUGCUCUGCAGUUUCCCAACAAGAGGCUUUCAAAUCAGGGUAAGAAGCCUUCCAGUACUCCUAAAGUGACGCCAGUCCAGAACAGAAAGAAGGAGACUGCAAUAACCGGAAACAAGAAGGAUUCCGCACCUGGUUCUGAUGGAGAGAAUGUGUCUAACCGGGAGAAUUCAAACGCCCUCGCCAAAAGAGCGAUGAACAUUAAGGAGAAUAAAGCCGUCCUUGCUCAACUUCUUGCAGAGCUGAACUCCAUGCCUGAACUGUUUCCAGUGAAAACCACUACCCCUUCUAAGCAGAAAAAGACAAGCCGUCGAUCAUUUUCUGAAGGUCCCAUUGAAAGGCGCACUAAUCCAACACGCAGUGCUCGACCAAAAGAAAAUUUUGCGCUAGAGAAUUUUACUGCUUCUGCUUUGCAGUUUGCGGAGCAUCUCCAGAAGUAUGGUAAAAGUGCAUUCAGGCGCCCCUUGAGUGAUGAAGAUCGUGAAGAAAUUCGGAGAAGGAGGAGGGCAUCAAAAAGCAACUAUCGUGCUGUAGAAGACAUCACAGAAGAGGAGUUGGACAACGUUGCAGUGACUGUUAAAGAUAAAACUUAUGAUAAAAUCUUGGGAAGCACUUGUCACCAGUGUCGUCAGAAAACAACCGACACAAAAACCUUCUGCCGCAAUCCUGGCUGUGGGGGAGUCAGAGGACAGUUUUGUGGGCCAUGUUUAAGAAAUCGCUAUGGUGAAGAUGUGCGGGAGGCACUUUUGGACCCUGAAUGGAUUUGCCCUCCUUGUCGUGACAUCUGUAACUGCAGCUACUGUCGUAAGAGAGAUGGUCGCUGUGCCACAGGAAUGCUUAUUCACCUGGCAAAGUUUUCUGGUUAUGACAAUGUCAAAGAGUAUCUUGAAAGCUUACAAAUGCGGCUGGCGGAAGACGACUGAAUCUGCCCCUUAAAGAAAGAGCUGAUGGUAUAACAGUGCAGUGCAAUGCAUUGUGGCUUAGUCACGUGUUCACUAAGCUCAGAUUUGACAUCCCAACUGUUGAAUAGAAGAGUAUUUCAUUUGGCACCUUUUAUUAGUUUUUUUUAAAGUGUUCCUGAUGCCUUGCUGAUACUACAGCUAGAUAUUCCUUAUUAUGAGGUUAUUUGUGUUGCCAUGUCUUUGCCUUUUAAGAUGAAAGAAGUAACCUUAAGGGGGCGUCAGCUGGAUUUUACACGCCUCAAGUUGUAUUUUAGACUUUGAGAUUCUAACGAUGGGUUUUAAUGGCAGGUUUCUACUUACCCCGUGCUGGUUUGAUCUUAUACUGUAGCUGUAACAGUUGCUUAGAAUCAUUUUACUGUUCCUAUAGAACGUUUUAUCUGCAACUUCUGCCACUUUGAUUUAUGUUUUUUCCCCGAUGCCUAUAACCUUGAAUGUUUUACUGUAAAUGCUUUAAUUCUUUUAGAGUUCUCUAUAUUUGUAUAGUUUUUAUAUAUGAUGGAUGUAAAUUCUUGUCUGGAACCUGGACCAGAAUUUGUAAUACUCAAUUUAUACUUUCUUGAAAGUGAUUUCAAAAGGCAAGACAAUUUAUCAUGAGGGAAGUUAAGGUCUGCCUGAUUUCCACUAUGCUUCAUGUGGUAGUUGAUUUAAAUUAGGAGUAUCUGUUUAAUGUAACACUUGUGUCUAGAGAUGUUGCUCCAAUUUUUGUACACCACCUGCCAAUAGAAGAAAGACUGUCUUUUUAAUGAGUUGCAGUUGAUAAAGUGGGCACAGUUAAUAACGUGUACUGCAGAUUUAGCGCCCAUCUGUUUUUCUCAAGUGGCGAGAGUGACAUAGCACAAAGAAUCGCAACUUUUUUUUUUCUUCAAAUGAGGCAUGUACCAAAAAAAUAAUAAACUAAAUGUGACUUUAAACUAGUUUUGUGGCACAAAUGGAAUGAUACAUUUCCACUAAUGGUUUUGCUGGCCAGUGACAUGUACUAAAUAAAAGCUUAAUGCUAGUUCACACAGUG
Molecule: messenger RNA, 2318 nt
Organism: Bufo gargarizans (Asiatic toad)
Lineage: Eukaryota; Metazoa; Chordata; Amphibia; Anura; Bufonidae
Gene: CDCA7L
Product: cell division cycle associated 7 like
Exons: 9
Coding region: 116-1270 (384 amino acids)
Biological process (GO): regulation of DNA-templated transcription
Cellular component (GO): nucleus
Source: RefSeq, a predicted model, not a curated record